CCUAGCGCUCCUCUCUGUUGCCGCGUGGCACAUAAACCCAUCAUAAUAAAACAAAAAACGAGUGAGGCUGCUCUCACUCACCGAGAAAUCAUCGCAGACGAAAAUGGAGACCGCAGAAUCACCGCCGACGGAUCUCGCUCCUCUCCUCGAAGCCGCCUCCGACUUCGCCUCGUAUCCUGGUUUGCUAACCGAUGAUGCGGCUAAGGAGUUUCUCGAUCGCUUCCCCCUUACUUUCCUCUUCAGUGUGUUACAAAGUUGGGUGGACAGACCUGGGGCAGAAGCUACUGUUGUUGCAUGUUUAGAUAGAUUAUUCAGAACAAAAUAUGGUGCCUCUCUCCUGCUGCAGUAUACUUCCUUUCUCCAGGCUGGUCUGCGAGCUAAUUCACAUACUCUCAGAUGUUUGGCUUGUAAAUCUGUUUCUUAUAUUCUCGAGAAUGCUGAAGAUAGAGGAACUAUUGUGAAGACCAUUGUUGGAUUUGACAUAUAUUCACUUCUAGUUGAUUGCCUAAUUGAAGGCAAUGAAGAAACUUCAGCAGCAGCUUUGGGUGCCAUAAAGAAUAUUGUCCAAUCUCCUGAAGGAAUUGAUGUCAUCUUUCCGGCAAGCACUCAAGAAUCUGUUCAUCUUGAACAUGUAGCAUCUCGUUGCUCUUCUUUGGGACGAAUUCGAGUUUUGGCGUUGAUUAAAGAAUUGUUUUCACUUUCUAGUUCGGUUGCAUCAGCAGUGCACAAAGCAAACUUGCUGAAAUUAUUUGAGGCAGAGAUCAACAACAGAGAUGAUAUGCUCACUACUUUAAGUGCUCUCGAGCUCUUAUAUGAGUUGGUGGAAUCUCCUCAUAGCUCAAGGUUCUUAUCAAAGGUCACCUUGCUUCAUAUAUUGGCUGAUAUGAUAAGUGAUGCUGGAAUAGAUUCGGUUUUACGAUCAAGAGCAUGUCUGAUAAGUGGAAGGCUUCUUUCUUUAGCUGAUGCUCACGAGGAGCUUGACGAGUCAACAGUUACCUCUCUUCUUUUGGCUAUUGAUGGAAGACUGAAGUUGCUAGAAGGUCAAGAUUCAGAUGAAUAUGAGAGUGCAAUUGAAGCUUUAGGCCAAAUUGGGGCAUCUAGUCAAGGAGCUAUUUUAUUGCUUACGAGUUCAUCUCCUGUCGCAAGGCAUGUGUUUCAAGCAGUGUUUGGCCACCAGAGUAGAGGCAAACAGCUGGCUGCUUUGCAUGCCCUUGGAGACAUAUGUGGAGCGAGCCGACCUGGAGACAGGAUGUUGCUUAAUAACGCUGCAGAGAAGUGCCUUAGGCAGUUAUUUUAUGCCGCAGCUGCAAAUAGUCCAAAGAUGACACCAUCUGGUUUGCUUCUGUGGGUGCUGCAACAGGAACCGGAAAAACGACAAGCUGGUUACAGAUUGAUAUCUGCACUAGUAGCUCGUCCUUGGGGCUUGAUGGAGGUUUGCUCAAAGCAGGAAAUCAUAACAAUCGUUACAGAUGCAAACAUUGAGGACACAAAAUUUGGCAUGGAGGCGCGCUUUAAUUGUUGUGCAGCCAUUAACAAUGCUUUAUCAGCUUCGAAUAUGCUUCAUGAUGCCAGCAUAGCUGAAGUAGCUGCAAAGUUGCAGGAUGCUGUUAGAAGAGGUCCCUAUCUCGCUAAGAAGCGCAUCGAAGCGCAGCCUGUCGUGGUAACUGCUGAUAGAUUCUGAUGGUGUUUGAUUUCGCUUGUGUUAGGUUUUUUUUUCCUCCCAUCCUUCGUCGUGUAAUGUUUAGAGGAAUAGGAAUUUGAAAUCGAGAUGUCAUGCAAGAAUGUAAUGUGAAAAUCUCUCUUAACAGCAAUUAUAGAUGAUGAAAAUUUCAGUGUCUAGACCAUAUAUAUCAUAAUUUCACUAUUUAUAUCCGUGCGUGUGUUUUGACAAAUAAAUACACAUCAAAUAAGCGUUAUAUUA
Molecule: messenger RNA, 1921 nt
Organism: Asparagus officinalis (garden asparagus)
Lineage: Eukaryota; Viridiplantae; Streptophyta; Magnoliopsida; Asparagales; Asparagaceae
Exons: 17
Coding region: 104-1681 (525 amino acids)
Biological process (GO): proteasome assembly
Cellular component (GO): cytosol
Source: RefSeq, a predicted model, not a curated record